Kwoniella shivajii is the source of this 576-nucleotide messenger RNA. RefSeq lists its product as uncharacterized. The transcript is spliced from 6 exons. The record is from RefSeq and is a predicted model, not a curated record. Lineage: Eukaryota; Fungi; Basidiomycota; Tremellomycetes; Tremellales; Cryptococcaceae. Gene Ontology annotation, molecular function: RNA binding. Gene Ontology annotation, biological process: RNA processing. Gene Ontology annotation, cellular component: cytoplasm; nuclear exosome (RNase complex). Bases 1 to 576 code for a protein of 191 amino acids.
AUGUCAACUUCAGCAAUGUUACUACCCGGACAACCGCUCCCAGCGAAUUUAGUUGCUCCUCCUUUACCUCAGUGCGGAUCAGGUUGUUACGAAUUGAACGGUAGGAUAAUAGCUAGUGUGAUUGGCAAGCCAAAGAGAGAUGGAUCGAUAGUUAGUGUGAUAGGCAGAGAAGAGACUGGGAACACACCUGAUGUUGGAUCUGUUGUUAUUGGAACAAUAUCCCGUCUGACAACACAACAAGCCCACGUAACUUUGACGACAUCGAAUGAUCGCCCAUUACCAGAGACCAGCGAAGAAUUUUUAGGAGUAAUCAGGAUCGCCGACGUCAGAUUGACCGAGAGGGAUAAAGUGAAAAUUGGAGAAUGUUUCAGAUUGGGUGAUUUGGUCAAAGCUAGAGUUCUGUCCUUGGGCGACGCAAGGAGUUAUUAUCUCUCAACAGCAGCGAACGAAUUAGGUGUCGUAUACGCCAUCUCAGAAGGAGGAAACCCCCUCGUACCGGUGUCGUACCAAGAAAUGGAAGAUGAAAUUACCGGGAAGAGAGAGAAGAGGAAAGUCGCAAAACCAGAAGGUAUAUAG